Blastomyces gilchristii SLH14081 is the source of this 189-nucleotide messenger RNA. RefSeq lists its product as uncharacterized. Lineage: Eukaryota; Fungi; Ascomycota; Eurotiomycetes; Onygenales; Ajellomycetaceae. Bases 1 to 189 code for a protein of 62 amino acids. The transcript has 2 exons. The record is from RefSeq and is a predicted model, not a curated record.
AUGGCUUAUACUGAAGCUGAACCCCGCAGCGCCAUCGUCAUCGAUGACGAUACAGAUGCAGAGACACCUCGGUCCCCGCCGCGAGAGCUACAGAGAAAGAGAUGCCUUGUGAACUAUAGCCUUCUGAAAGUUUAUGAAGAUCAGAGAUCUAUAAGAAGAAGUACAGUAUCUGAAGAAGAGAAAUACUGA